GCAGCAGCCGCAGUUUCCAUUUCCACUAGCAGUCUGUCCUCGCUACGCGUCGGCGUACGUCGGUUGCUGCACUCUUUUGUCUGACUCAUUUUUCCUUCCGCCGAAGGCAGGGAAUUAAACGGUGUUUUUCGUCGUUGUCAUACACGUCACGACGCGGCCGCGACGUAGGAGCUCGUGAUCUCAUAAUUCAGCGAACCACUUCAAGUUCUUCCGUUGCAACAGUUGAUUCUUGAAUAGAAAAAAUGAGUCACGGAUCCUACGGUUACCAAGGACCACCUGUUCAGUUUCCGGGACGAGCACGACCACCAACGUCAUUUGGGGCUCUACAUGGUGCACCCUCUGCCCCUGGUGUUCCUUCUUAUUCUCCAGUGGGCUUCUCAAAUGCUCCACCGACAUCUUUUGGCAUGCCUCAACCAUACUCUCAGGCUCCUUAUCCAACACAGCCUUUGCAUCCAUUCCCUGGCAAUGUACCUGCUCAAACUGAUACUUAUCCUCCACAACAAAUGCCGUAUCCCCAAUCUAUGCCCACAUGUUAUCCCUCUAAUACAUACUCUAAUCAAUCCGGUCCGUCUCCUUAUCUCCAACAACAAAGUAAUAAUCCAUAUCCUAAUCUUCAAACAGCACCAGAUGCUAAAGAAUAUUUUAGCGAUAUGACUCCUUCCCCUUAUCCUUCUGGACCAAAUACAUACACAGCUAGUUCACUUCAAAGCGGUAGCUACCCCGGGGGGCAGGGGGUAAGCUCACAAUAUCCUCAUGCUGCUACUCAUGGUACUACCCCAGCCCCCCGUAGAGAUCGGUUUACGCCUAAGACUUCUCCCACGGUAGUACCUUACGAUGGCUUUGAUGCCAGAGCGGAUGCUGAAACUUUAAGAAAAGCUAUGAAAGGAUUUGGCACCGAUGAAAAAGCUAUUAUUCAUGUUCUUGCAAAUCGUAAUAAUCUACAGCGCCAAGAGAUUGCAUCUCAAUUUAAGACCCUUUAUGGAAAGGAUCUGAUAAAGGAUUUAAAAUCUGAGCUGUCAGGAAACAUGGAGAAACUUGUUCUUGCCUUGAUGAUGCCCUUACCUCAAUUUUAUGCUAAAGAACUCCAUGACGCUCUGUCUGGUCUUGGUACUGAUGAGACAGUACUCAUCGAAGUAUUAUGUACAAUGUCCAAUCAUGAAAUUUCGAUUAUUAAACAAGCAUAUGAAGCAAUGUUCAGAAAAACAUUGGAAGAUGAUUUAAUGUCUGAUACAUCUGGCAAUUUCAAACGCUUGAUGGUAUCAUUAUGUUGUGCCAAUAGAGAUGAAUCAUUUAAUGUGGAUCAAUCUGCUGCAAUGGAAGAUGCCAGACAACUUUUGCAAGCUGGGGAGCUUCGAUUUGGUACGGAUGAGUCUACUUUUAACGCGAUUCUCGUCCAAAGAAACAUGGCACAGCUACAACAAAUAUUCAAAGAGUAUCAUAAUAUAACAGGCCACGAUAUUGAUGAAGCGAUUGAAAAUGAAUUUUCGGGCGAUAUUAAGAAGGGUCUUCUUGCAAUUGUGAAGUGUGUCAAGAACAGACCCGGUUUCUUUGCCGAACAAUUGUAUAAAAGCAUGAAAGGUCUUGGUACAGAUGACAACCGUCUCAUUCGUUUGGUUGUGACACGUUGUGAAGUGGAUAUGGGUGAAAUAAAGAAUGCAUUUGUCCAAUGUUAUAAAGAGUCAUUGGAAGAUUUUAUAUCUGGUGACUGCUCAGGACAUUACAAAAAAUGCUUAUUGGCAUUAAUACAGUCCUAAAAUACAAUAUUUUCGACCAAAUAUAUGGGGCUUACGUUGCAUUUAUCGUUCAUCUUUUUACAAAUAUCUUUGUACAAUGUAUGUAUGUAUAAAUGUUCGGCUUCUCCUCUUAAUUUCCAACAAUUAUGCCAGUGAUAAUAACACCGAUUCGUGCUUUGAAAUAUGCAUAAAUGAAUUUAUUUUUAUAUG
Molecule: messenger RNA, 1943 nt
Organism: Cyphomyrmex costatus
Lineage: Eukaryota; Metazoa; Arthropoda; Insecta; Hymenoptera; Formicidae
Product: annexin B9
Exons: 9
Coding region: 243-1754 (503 amino acids)
Cellular component (GO): plasma membrane; nucleus; cytoplasm
Molecular function (GO): calcium ion binding; calcium-dependent phospholipid binding; phosphatidylserine binding
Source: RefSeq, a predicted model, not a curated record